Messenger RNA from Cannabis sativa, 2037 nucleotides. Its product is annotated as zinc finger CCCH domain-containing protein 48. The record is from RefSeq and is a predicted model, not a curated record. The coding region runs from base 417 to 1712 and encodes 431 amino acids. Gene Ontology annotation, molecular function: metal ion binding; protein binding. The transcript is spliced from 9 exons. NCBI's taxonomy places the organism in Eukaryota, Viridiplantae, Streptophyta, Magnoliopsida, Rosales, Cannabaceae.
CAUGGUAAAGUACAACGAUAGCACAGAAGAACACAAAUCGGCUUAGAGAGUCAGGCCACGCAGUGUCAGGGCAAAACAGUAAUUUCAACUUCUUCAGCUACCGACGAUUCGUCUCGGUGACGAGGCUCGAAAUUUUGUAUAGUAACAUCACUCUCUCCUUUCUCCAGUUUCCACUUCCCUUCUCCCACUCAUAUAAUUACUUUUUUGGCACCGUAAUUGAAAUUAGGGCUUUUGAAUUCAAUUCUUUCCCAAUAAAAUAAUCAGAACCGAAUUACAUAUUAGGGGUUCUGUUCUCUCAAAUUUUGCGCAUCAGAUUUGAGUGGUCGUUUGGAUUGAAUCAAUUCCAAAUCUUGGCGGAAGUUUUAGGUUUUGUGGGAGAAGUUGGAUUGGAUUGGAUCAGAGUUAAAGAAAAGCUAAUGGAUGUGGACGGAGGGGGAAACAAGCGCGUCUUUCAUAGGCUGACCGGUCCCUCCUCUGACUCGAAGAACCAAAAGGUCUGUUACCAUUGGAGAGCGGGCAAGUGCAAUCGCUUCCCCUGCCCCUUUCUUCACAGAGAAUUACAUCCCCCGGCGGUGCACCCUCCUAAUGGAACGGCGCCGUCUUCUUCGAAACGCCACCACGCCUUUGCCGCCUCCGCCGAAGAUCAUUCGGGUCCCCGCCGCGUCCCGCAUAAUAACACUUGGGGUAGAGUCCAUGGCGGCAACGCCGGUGGCAAUAAAUUUGUCCGUAAGACGGACAAGGUUUGUAAUUAUUGGAUUCAAGGGAACUGUACGUAUGGUGAUAAGUGCAAGUUUUUGCAUUCGUGGACUAUGGGGGAUGGCUUCUCAUUGUUGACGCAGCUGGAGGGGCAUCAGAAUGUUGUCACUGGAAUUGCUCUGCCAUCUGGGUCUGAUAAGCUUUAUACUGGUAGCAAAGAUGAGACAGUGCGGAUAUGGGAUUGCCAGUCUGGACAGUGCGCAGCUGUUAUUCAACUUGGCUGUGAAGUGGGCUGUAUGAUCAGUGAAGGUCCUUGGAUUUUUGUUGGUAUGCUGAACAUGGUGAAGGCAUGGAAUACCCAAACUAACACAGAAUCGAGUCUUACUGGGCCUGUGGGGCAAGUGUAUUCCCUUGUUGUGGGUAAUGAGUUGCUCUUUGCUGGUACACAGGAUGGAUCUAUACUUGUGUGGAAAUUUAAUGUAUCUACCAAUUGUUUUGAACCACUCACAUCACUCAAAGGUCACUCACUUCCAGUUGUUUCAUUAGUAGUUGGGGCUAACAGGCUCUACUCGGGUUCCAUGGACCAUUCCAUAAAGGUUUGGAGCCUUGAAACAUUGCAGUGUUUACAGACACUGACAGACCAUAGUGCCGUGGUUAUGUCUGUUCUUUGCUGGGAUCAGUUUCUUCUAUCAUGUUCCUUAGACCAAACAAUAAAGGUGUGGGUUUCUACACAAAAUGGGGGCUUGGAAGUAACAUAUACUCACAAUGAAGAGCAUGGUGUUCUUGCUCUCUGUGGUAUGCAUGAUUCAGAAGGAAAACCGGUGUUGCUAAGUUCUUGCAAUGACAACUCUGUUCGCCUCUAUGAUCUGCCAUCGUUUACCGAGAGGGGAAAAUUUUUCUCGAAACAAGAGGUACGAUCAAUUCAGGUAGGCCCUGGUGGCCUAUUUUUCACCGGAGAUGGAACGGGUCAAGUGAGAGUAUGGAACAUGGUAGCUGAAACAGCUUCCACUGCCUAAUAGAACACAUUAUAAUGGGUGGACACUAUGUAUCUUGAUUAAUUGAUGAUCUUCUUUUUCCCGCACCUUUCAUAGGACCACCGUUUGUAACAUUUAGGUUGGAGAAGGAAUAAUAUUUUUUUUCUUCCCCUGGUUUGGGAUUGAAUUGAGAGUUGAGUUCUUGGGUUUUGGAGAGGUAGAAUUUAGUGCUAUCAACUUACUUGUGUUGGAAAAUGUUGUCAUAGAGAAUGUUUUUGUCCCACUUCGAGAAGUUGUAAUCUUCUUAAAAAUAGAGCUUAUUUAUAGCCUUAUUGUAUUUUAACUGUUCACUGCAGAGAUUUGUUCG